AGUACACACUGGUUCCCACACUGGUUCUUCUACUUUACUUAAUUGGUAAGAAAACUACUUCAGAGUUCAGACUCUAGAGCUCAAAACCAAGCUUCUAAUUUUUUCUGAAACUAUUCUCUUCUCGAAGAGACGACGAUGUUUGGCUUCGUCGUCGAUUGUCUUCUUACCUUAGGCAGUGGUAUUCUCCUCAAUAAACUCAUCGACAACAAACCUGUUAACCCCAAGAAUGAGAAAAGCUCUGUUUCAUCUUCUUCUUCUUCAUCUACUUCUUGUGGAUGGAACUACGAAGUUUUCUUGAGUUUCAGAGGUGAAGAUACUCGCAAUAGCUUCACUGAUCACCUCUACAAAGCUUUGAAAGACAAUGGAAUUCACACCUUCAGAGACGACGAUGAACUCAAAACAGGAGAAGAGAUUGGUCCAGAGCUCCUCGCCGCAAUCCAGCAAUCGAAGAUCGCUAUCCCGAUCUUCUCAAAAGGCUACGCUUCUAGUAAAUGGUGCCUUAUUGAGAUCGCCAUGAUAGCAGAGUGCAAGAAGAAAGGGCAAAUUGUGUUACCGAUUUUCUACAGAGUGGAGCCAUCUGUGGUUAGGAAUCAAACUGGGAGUUUUGCAGAGGAUUUUCGGAAGCACGAGAGGCGUUUUGAUCAUAAGACUGUGAGGAGGUGGAGGGAAGCUCUGGCUGAAGUGGGCAAAUUGAAGGGAUGGGAUUUGGACAAGAAUAGGAAAGAGGCAAAUUUGAUAAGCUUAGUUGUUGAAACAGUUUUGCAGAAGCUGAAGAAUACCUCCUUGAUUGUUAGUGACAACCUAGUUGGAAUCGAUUCGCAUAUUGAGGAAAUGAUGAGAUUGUUAUAUGUUGAAUCUAAACAGAUUGUGGGGAUCCAUGGUAUGGGUGGUAUAGGCAAGACAACAAUUGCCAGAGCUACAUUCAAUAAAAUCUGUUCUCAUUUUGAUGGAUGUAGUUUUUUGGCAGACGUUCGAAGUACUUGUCAACAACCCAGGGACCUUGUGUAUUUGCAAAAUAAACUUAUCUCUGAUAUCCUAGACCCAAAGGAACAAAACGUCACUGAUGUUGAUGAAGGAAUUAAGGUGAUAAGAAAAAGAUUUUCCAAUAAGAGAAUUCUUCUUGUUAUUGAUGAUGUGGAUCACGAUCGUCAAUUAAAAGCACUAGCAGGGAAGGGUGAUUGGUUUGGAUUGGGAAGCAGGGUCAUUGUUACAACAAGAGAUAGGCAUGUCUUAUAUUUGUAUGGAGUGGAUGGGAUUUAUGAGCCAAAGGAAAUGGAUCUUAAUCAAUCUAUUCAACUUUUCAGCCAGCAUGCUUUUAGAAGAGAUCAACCUCCAGAAGAUUAUGUAGAUAUUUCACAAAAGGUGGCACAAACUACUGGAGGGCUUCCUUUGGCUCUUGAAACUAUAGGAUCAUUUUUAUUUUUGAAGCCGAAAUCUGUUUGGGAAGAAACAUUGAAGAAGUUGAAGAAAAAGCCUGAUGCUCAAGUCCGAGACAAAUUGAGAAUAAGUUAUGAUGGGUUAGAUGAUGAUGCGAAAGCUAUCUUUCUUGAUAUAGCAUGUUUUUUUAUUGGAACGGACAAAGAAAUUGCAACUCAAAUAUGGAGUGGUAGUGAUUUUUUUCCAGAAAGUGGGAUUUGUAUCCUUCAACUAAAGUCUUUGGUAAAGAUUGAUGGCAAGAACAAGUUCUGGAUGCAUGAUCAGCUCCGAGACCUUGGUAGGGAGAUAGUUCGUGAAGAAAAUCCUCUCGAGCCUGGAGAGCGUAGUAGGUUGUGGUCUCAUGAGGAAGCCUUGAAUGUCCUGAAGACAGAAACGGGAACAAGGAAAGUGGAAGGCCUCCACCUUGACUUUGGAUAUGCUUCAAAAGAUCAUUAUUUGAAGAGUGAAGGAUUUCAAGCAAUGGCAAAAUUAAGGUUGCUCAGGAUUGAUUAUACAUACCUUGUUGGAAACUUUGAGCACCUCUUUUCAAAGUUGAGAUGGCUUAGUUGGAAAGGAUGCCCUCUGGAGUUUGCACCAGCCAAUUUUCACUUGGAGGAGCUUGUUGUUCUUGAUUUAUCACAGAGCAAAGUCACAGAAGAUUGGAAGGGUUGGAAACAAAUCAAGAAGUCAAGCACGUUGAAAGUUCUAAAUCUAACAGACUGUUGCCUGAAUAAAACUCCUGACUUUUCUGCAUUCUCGAAUCUGGAGAUAUUAAUUCUUGAAUGCUGUGGAAGUUUGUCUGAGAUUAAUGAUUCCAUUGGGCAUCUCAAGAGUUUGGUGUUCUUGAAUUUGGAUGGUUGUGAUAGCCUUGUGGAGCUUCCCACUAGUAUUUGUAAGUUGAGUUCUCUUCAAAACUUUCACAUUGAAUGCGCUAACCUUCAAAAGUUGCCAACAGAAUUGGGUCUCAUGAAAGGUCUAACAAAACUUAUCAUUGACAAUGCUAUUCGAAUGGAACAGUUACCUGAAUCUAUUGGUCUUUUGAAGAAACUUAAGACCUUGAGUGCAAAAUACUGUGCUGCAUUGACUGAAUUGCCCAAUUCAAUUGGUAAUUUAAAAUCACUUUUAGACCUUGUGUUAGAUGGGACACGAAUCAGUGUUUUACCAGAUAGUAUUGGAUUGCUGCAGAAACUGCGAUGCUUAUCAUUAAGGGGUUGCUUUCUACUGAAAAAGAUUCCAGAUUCCAUUGGAGGAUUGGUAUCUUUGGAAAAGCUUGACUUGCUAGGAAUAAAUACUUCUGAAAUACCUGAUUCUAUUGGGAACAUAAGAAAUCUAACAUUUCUUCGCCUUGAUCUUACUGAUAUAACGGGGCUUCCCGAUUCUGUUGGAUUGUUGGAGAAGCUUGAGGUAUUAAGUACAAGGCAUUGCAAGAGGCUGGUUAAGCAACCAGGUUCAGUUGGAAGAUUGAGACAUUUGCAACAUUUUGAAAUGUAUUUAAAUGAUUGGAGGCACUUACCUGCUGAUUUUGAAGCACUUUCAAACUUAAAGAAGCUGUCAAUUGGUGGACUGAAAACUGUAGAAUCCGAGAGCUUUCUUGAGAGCCUUGGGAGUUUAUGUGCAUUGGAAGAACUUCUUGUAUACAAUUGGGCUAUCUCAGAAGGUGAAACUUUAGGUGAUAUCGGGAGACUGUCCUCUUUGAAAAUCUUAAAGCUAGAGAAUAGCAACUUUUUUAACCUUCCUACAAGCAUCUGUAACCUUCCUCUAUUGCGAAGUCUUGAAAUAAGGAAUUGCCCAAACCUCCAGUCCCUUCCAAAGCUUCCAUCUACUUUAAGGGUUCUAGAAGCUGAAGAUAAUUCAUCUAUAGAAACAUUUUCAGAUAUUUCGAACCUAACAAAUUUAGAAGAGAUGAACCUUCGGUUCUGCAGAAAACUGGUGGAAAUUCCUACUGAUAUUGGGAAUCUAACAAAAUUGGAAUCCUUGCAUUUGGGAAAGUCUGACAUUUUCACCCUACCACCCAGUAUUAAUGCUCUUAAUCGGCUCAAGGUACUUGACAUACACAGUUGUGGGAAGCUUAAAAGCAUCCCGGAGCUUCCCUCGAGUCUAAUUGAACUAAAUGCUGUUUGUUGCAUGUCAAUGGAAAGAUUGCCAAAUUUGUCGAACUUGAAAAGGCUAAAGCAUCUAAGGCUUGACGGCUGUCUCGAGCUAGUGGAGAUCCAGGGCCUCGAGGAAUUGGAACAUCUGGUAACAUUGACAAUGGCUCAUUGCAAAUUAAUAACAAGAGUGCCAGACCUUAUGGGAUUGACAGAUCUGAACACAUUAUGUCUUGAUUUCUGUGAGAUGUUGAUGGAGAUCGAAUGCCUUGAUGGACUGGAAUCACUAGAUAAGUUGUCAAUUAAGUCGGGAACUUCGUUAGAAAGGUUACCGAAUUUAUCAAGCUUGGAAAAACUAGAGGAGUUACAACUUCCUCACUGCAAUAGGUUGGUAGAGAUCGAGGGCCUUGAGAGACUGCAGUCUUUAAAGAAGUUGGAUUUGUACAUGAGUACAUCAAUUGAAAGAUUGCCAGAUUUGUCAAACUUGAAAAAGUUAGAAGAAUUGCAUAUUGAUGGCUGCAAAAAACUGACUGAAAUUCAAGGCAGUAACAAAUUGGAAUCCUUACGAAUAUUCAAAAUGAAAGGGUGUGCAUCUUUAAGGAGUUUAGAUUUUUCAAGCUUGAAAAAAUUGGAGAAAGUAGAAGUCUCCUACUGCAGUAAGAUGACCGAUAUCAAGGGCCUUGAGGGAAGGGAGCACCUAAUUACUUACAAGGAAUUGGAGGAAAUGGAACCCAUCAGCUGCUAGACUAUCUCUUUGAGCAACCAAAUACCAAGACAGAAGACCUUCUCUCCUACUCUGUCAAGAAUGACAUGCAGCAGGAUUGUCUUCAUCAGUCCAAAUCCAAUCAAAAUCUUUAUGGUCUUAGACUUGUAGCUUAAGCCUGAUCCUACCAUCACAACUACCAGGCUGGAGACACCAUCACAUCACAGUACAUUAGAUUGUAGCAAUCUCGUGGUUUUUCUGAGAUCUUGCCAGGUAUUUAUAAGAGCUUAGGACCUGGAGACGAUUCAGCCAUUUACAUGUUACAAAUGGUAUGUUUAAUAUCAGUCCCAUGGUUUCUUUUAGCAUCAAUUCUGGUUUCUGGUUUCAAGUUUCAAGCAUCCAACUAGAGCUUUACAUGACACAAUAAAGUGUUGAAAAUUCUAGUUUCUUUUAUGGGCUUUGACUAUCUACACAAUCCAUUAAUAUUUUGAAUUCAAUCGUUGAUAGCACGCCUAAAUUUGAGGUUGUAAGGACAAAUAUGGUUGACCAUGCAGACCCUGUUUUUGCAUUAAUUUUGCUUAUCUAGUUUUAUGGAGCCCAAAACCAGACAUAACCAUGGUUUUCUUAGGUAAGGAGAAGAAACGAAAAACAACCCAACAAAAUCCAGCGAA
Macadamia integrifolia is the source of this 4877-nucleotide messenger RNA. Its product is annotated as disease resistance protein RPV1-like. The coding region runs from base 136 to 4248 and encodes 1370 amino acids. Lineage: Eukaryota; Viridiplantae; Streptophyta; Magnoliopsida; Proteales; Proteaceae. The record is from RefSeq and is a predicted model, not a curated record. Gene Ontology annotation, biological process: signal transduction; defense response. The transcript has 5 exons. Gene Ontology annotation, molecular function: protein binding; ADP binding.